This is a messenger RNA of Aspergillus clavatus NRRL 1, 912 nucleotides long. It is a transcript of the gene bgt1, whose product is annotated as 1,3-beta-glucanosyltransferase Bgt1. Gene Ontology annotation, molecular function: 1,3-beta-glucanosyltransferase activity; glucan endo-1,3-beta-D-glucosidase activity. Gene Ontology annotation, biological process: cell wall organization; carbohydrate metabolic process. The record is from RefSeq and is a predicted model, not a curated record. The coding region runs from base 1 to 912 and encodes 303 amino acids. Gene Ontology annotation, cellular component: extracellular region; cell surface; fungal-type cell wall. The transcript is spliced from 4 exons. Lineage: Eukaryota; Fungi; Ascomycota; Eurotiomycetes; Eurotiales; Aspergillaceae.
AUGCGUGUCUCUACUUUGCUCCCCAUCGCUCUGGCAGCUGGUACUGCUGUUGCCUCGAAGCAGGGAACUCUGGGUUUCGCACUGGGCAACAAGAAUGCGGAUAGCAGCUGCAAAUCCCAAUCGGACUACGAAAAGGAUUUCGAUGCGCUGAAGGGCGUGACCACCCUCGUCCGCACGUACUCUGCUAGUGACUGCGACACGGCGAAGAACAUUAUCCCCGCGGCCAAGGCGAAGCAGUUCAAGGUCGUCCUGGGUGUCUGGCCCGAUUACGAUCAAUCCUUCAACCAGGACUUCUCCGCCCUGAAGGCAUCCGUCCACGGAAACGAAGAUGUCGUCGAUGCCAUCACAGUCGGUUCCGAGGUCCUUUACAGAAAGGGCCUCACCGCCGAUAAUCUGCUCAAGAGAAUUCAGCAGGUCCAGAACGAGUUCCCUCAGGUCACUGUUGGAUUCGUGGACAGCUGGAACAAGAUCGCGGAUGGCACGGCCGAUCCCAUCAUCAAGGGUGGUGUGAACUACAUCCUGGCCAACGGCUUCGCCUAUUGGCAAGGCCAGGAACUGAGCAAUGCCACCAACACCUACUUCGAUGACAUGGCUCAGGCCCUGGAGCACAUUGAGAAGGUCGCUCCUAACCCAGACAAGAUCCGCUUUGGCAACGGUGAAACCGGCUGGCCCACAACUGGUGGCUCCAACUACGGCCCCGCCGUGGCCAGCACCGAAAAUGCGGCCACCUACUAUCAGUCUGCUGUCUGCGGCAUCCUUGACUGGGGCAUUGAUGUCUUCUACUUCGAGGCCUUCGAUGAGGCCUGGAAGCCCGACACCAAGGGUGACAACGGCGAGAUGCAGGACGAGAAGCACUGGGGUGCCUUCUCCGCGGAUCGCAAGGUCAAGUUCGAUCUCAAGUGCAACAAGUAA